Molecule: messenger RNA, 2592 nt
Organism: Patella vulgata (common limpet)
Lineage: Eukaryota; Metazoa; Mollusca; Gastropoda; Patellidae
Product: eukaryotic translation initiation factor 3 subunit B
Exons: 18
Coding region: 39-2150 (703 amino acids)
Biological process (GO): translational initiation
Cellular component (GO): eukaryotic translation initiation factor 3 complex
Molecular function (GO): translation initiation factor activity; translation initiation factor binding; RNA binding
Source: RefSeq, a predicted model, not a curated record
GUAUUGUACAUCACCGGUAAGACCACGAGGUUUUCAAGAUGGCGGCUGGCAGAGUGGAUUCGGAGGGAAGGAAGUCCAACCGGUCUGAAUCACAAAAUGAAAUGGAUCAAGAGGAUUAUGAGGAAGAGGAACCCGAUUUCAGUGAUCCAGAAGACUUUAUAGACGAUAUAUCAGAUGAAGAUCUUUUACCCGAUAUUUUCAAAAACAAACCAAAUGAAACAGAUGGUAUUGAUUCUGUUGUGAUUGUUGAUAACGUGCCACAAGUUGGUCCUGAACGAUUAGAAAAACUGAGAAAUGUUAUCACUAAAAUUUUCAGUAAAUUUGGUAAAAUCAAGAGUGAUUUUUAUCCAGUUGAUGAAAAAAAUGUAACUAAAGGGUAUUGUUUUGUUGAGUUCUCUUCACCUCUUCAUGCUCAAGAAGCUGUGAAAGUCGCUGAUGGAUAUAAACUUGAUAAACAACAUACAUUUGCUGUUAAUCUCUUUUCUGAUUUUGAGAAGUAUGAAAAGGUUCCUGACGAAAUUGAGCCCCCAGAACCCAAGCCUUACCAAGAUCCAGGUAACUUGAUGUAUUGGCUACAAAAUAAAGAAUGUCAGGAUAUGUUUAGUGUUAUCUAUGAAGGUGGAGAAAAGACAUGUAUAUAUUUAAACACUACAGAACCUUCUGUAGUUGAAGAAAGAGCUAGGUGGACAGAAACCUAUGUAAGGUGGUCUCCAAAUGGUACAUAUUUAGCUACUCUUCAUUUGAAGGGUAUAGCAUUAUGGGGCGGAGUAAAAUUCAGUCAAAUCAUGCGAUUUAGUCAUCCUGGUGUACAGCUCAUUGAUUUCUCACCCUGUGAAAGAUAUCUUAUAACCUUUAGUCCCGUUCAAGAACCCCGUGAUGAAUCCGAGUCAAUUAUUAUAUGGGAUAUUAGAACAGGUCUUAAAAAAAGGGGUUUCUUCUGUGAAAAUCAAAGUACCUGGCCAAUCUUCAAAUGGAAUGCUGAUGGAAAAUAUUUUGCUCGAAUGGGUCCAGAUGCAAUCAGUGUUUAUGAAACACCAUCAUUUGGUUUAUUAGAAAAGAAAAGUAUAAAAAUUCAAGGUGUCAGGGAUUUUACCUGGUCUCCGACAGAUAAUAUGAUAGCUUACUGGACAUCUGAGCAUGAACAUACGCCUGCACGUGUAGUUUUGAUUGAAAUACCCAGUCGUAAAGAACUUUGUGUUAGAAAUCUGUUUAAUGUGGCCGAUUGUAAAAUGCACUGGCAGAAAGCAGGGGAUUAUCUUUGUGUUAAAGUUGACAGAUAUUUUAAAGCCAAAAAAACUGAUGAAACAGAUCAGAUCAAAUAUAGUGGUAUCCAUUAUAAUUUUGAAUUGUUUCGAGUGAGAGAAAAAUUAAUCCCUGUAGAUAAAGUAGAAACAAAAGAUCAGGUUAUGGCCUUUGCAUGGGAACCAACAGGUUCUCGGUUUGCCUUUAUACAUCAGGAUGCUCCUAAAAUAAAUGUUACUGUUUAUAAAAUGAAACCAGACGGAAAAGUUGAGCUACUCAAAACAUUAGAAAAGAGAGUUGCUAACCAUUUAUUCUGGAGUCCAACUGGUCAGUUCCUUGUUCUAGCUGGUUUAAGAAGUAUGAAUGGUGUAUUAGAGUUUAUAGAUACAACUGAUAUGACAAUAAUGAAUCAAACAGAACACUUUAUGGCUACUGAUGUAGAAUGGGAUCCAACAGGAAGAUAUGUAAUAUCUGCAGUUAGUUGGUGGGGUCAUAAGGUUGAUAAUGCAUUCUGGAUUUGGAGUUUCCAAGGUAACUUAUUACACAAACAACCAAUGGAUAGAUUUUGUCAGUUAUUAUGGCGACCAAGACCACCAACCUUAUUAUCAGAGAAAAAGAUUAAGGAGGUUAAGAAGAAUCUGAAAAAAUAUUCUGGAAUAUUCGAUGUUGAGGACAGCCAAAAGAAGAAGACGGCUUCAAAGGAAUUAUUGGAGAAACGUCAACAAUUAUUGGAUGAAUUUGAAGAAUAUAGAAAACAGAAGGUGGAAGAAUUUAAUAAAACUCGGGAUAUACGUAUUGAAAUGAGAGAUGGUGUUGAUACGGAUGAAUUGGACAGUCAUGAAGAAAACUUUGAAGAAGAAACAAUUGAAUUUCUGGUUAAAGUUGAAGAAAUCAUCGUCGAAGAGUAGACUACAGACAUUUUCUCGUUUUAUUGUGUGGCAGCCAUCUUGAAAACUUAUUACAACCUCGGUAUUGGAAGAAUUGCAAUCAUAAUAUAUAUUGCGGAAGCUGUUGACAUAUCUUCAGACUUCUGCUUGCCAAUCAAUCUUGCAUUUUGCAAAUUUAAAAUUGUAAUUAUUAAAUAAUUGUUGGUAUAUGGUAAAUAUAUAUUGUUUUUUUUUUUUAAAGUGCUGAUCAUGGAGUUGCUGUCAAUAUUUGUAUGUUUCUGUUUUUUGAGAGGUAGAAUAAUCAAAUUAUUAGUCUUUAAUUCACAUUAUUUCUCUAAUAGUAUUCUAUAUGGCUAUUAUUCAGGUUAUUAUUCUGUGCCAUUUCGGAUAGAAAAUCUUUAUUUAAUUAGAAAGUCUGUAAUUCAUUCUAAAUUUCGUUAUAUUAAAAUUAAUUUUAAUCAAA